CGGCGGUUCCGGUUCCGGUUCCGCCGUGCCCCACGUGCGGCCCUGUGGCGGCAGCGCUCCGGGAUGCGGCUCCGGUUGGCCACCGCCGGGCCCGGCGCGCUGAAGGUGCUGGCGGCUGCCGGCGCCGCCUCCGCCCCGGUGCAGGUCGACUGGGGAGGACCUUCAGAGCGGCCGCUGGGCCCCCCGUGCGCCCCGGCGCUGGAGCUGGACACCGGCACCGUCCUCUUCUCGCCCAACGCCAUCUGCCAGUUCUUCUUCCUGGCCCGCGGGGAGGACCUCUCCGACCUCAGCACCCAGUGGCUGGAGUGGGAGGCGACCGAGCUGCAGCCGGCGGCCUCGGCCGCCCUGUACGCGCAGUUGGUGUGCGGCAAGAAGGGGCUGGAGGCGGUGGCGGCGCUGGGGAAGCUGCUGCGGCACCUGGAGCGGAGCCUGGGCGGGAGCGGCACUGCCUACCUGGCCGGGGACACCUGCUCGGUGGCUGAUGUGGUGGUCUGGGGGUCGCUGUUCCUGCUGCUCCGGGACGAGGCCAACCUGCCAGCGGAGCUGCAGGCUCUGCGGAGCUGGUUCCAGAGCAUGACCCUGUCGGAGGCCUGCAGGAAGGCUGCAGACUGCGUCCUGGUGCCCAAAGCGCUGCAGGACUUCACCUCCUACCUGCAGAAGCAACCUCCCCCCUGCCUGCCCGCGGGGGAGAGCAUCAGCAACGAGCCUGAGGAGGAGGAAGGCUCUGAGCGAGCUCUGACAGAGGAGGAGAUCGCAGCAGCUGUGGAAGCCUGGAACCAGGGCCCUGCAGGCCUGCCCAAGCCCUGGCACCCUCCCAAACCCGUGCUGCCCGUGGAGGGCAUGAGGAACAUCCUCAUCACCAGUGCCCUGCCCUAUGUCAACAACGUGCCCCACCUGGGCAACAUCAUCGGCUGCGUGCUCAGUGCUGACACCUUUGCCAGGUACUGCCGCCUGAGGAACUGGAACACUCUGUUCGUGUGUGGCACCGACGAGUACGGCACUGCCACCGAGACCAGGGCGGUGGAGGAGGGGCUGAGCCCGCGGGAGAUCUGCGACAAGUACAGUGCCAUCCACGCUGCCAUCUACCGCUGGUUCCGCAUCGACUUCGACUACUUCGGCCGCACCACCACGCCCCAGCAGACCGAGAUUGCUCAGGACAUCUUCCAGCGCCUGCUGGCCAGGGGGUUCCUGCUGGAGGACACUGUGGAGCAGCUCAGGUGUGAAAGCUGCCAGCAGUUCCUGGCUGACCGCUUCGUGGAGGGCACCUGCCCCUUCUGUGGCUACCAGGAGGCUCGUGGGGACCAGUGUGACAAGUGUGGCAAACUCAUCAAUGCUGUGGAGCUGAAGAACCCUCAGUGCAAGCUCUGCAGGGGUGUCCCCGUGGUCAGACCCACCCAGCAUCUCUUCCUGGACCUGCCCAAGCUGGAGGGGAGGCUGCAGGCCUGGCUGGAGCAGUCGUGGGCCACGGGCACCUGGACGGCCAAUGCCAGGCACAUCACCCGCGCCUGGCUGCGCGACGGCCUGCGCCCACGCUGCAUCACCAGGGACCUCCAGUGGGGCACCCCUGUGCCCCUCGACGGCUACAGGGACAAGGUCUUCUACGUCUGGUUCGAUGCCCCCAUUGGCUACUUGUCCAUCACUGCCAACUACACCCAGGAGUGGGAGCGGUGGUGGAAGAACCCCCAGCAGGUGGAGCUCUACAACUUCAUGGCCAAGGACAAUGUCCCCUUCCACAGUGUGGUGUUCCCCUGCUCGCUGCUGGGGGCUGAGGACAACUACACCUUGGUCAACCACCUCAUUGCCACAGAGUACCUGACCUACGAGGAGGGGAAGUUCUCCAAGAGCCGCGGCGUGGGCGUGUUCGGGGACGCGGCGCAGGGCACAGGCAUCCCUGCCGACACCUGGCGCUUCUGCCUGCUGAGCCUGCGGCCCGAGGGCCAGGACAGCGCCUUCAGCUGGGCCGACCUGCGCCUGCGCAGCAACGGGCAGCUGCUCAACAACCUGGGCAACUUCGUGCACAGGGCUGGGAUGUUCGUCUGCAAGUUCUUCGGGGGCACCGUGCCCAGCAUGGUGCUGAGGGCAGAGGACCAGAGGCUGCUGGCCAGGGUGAACCUGCAGCUGCAGCACUACCACCAGCUGCUGGAGCAAGUCCGCCUUCGCGAUGCCCUCAGGUGCAUCCUCAGCAUCUCUCGCCAUGGCAACCAAUACAUCCAGGUCAACGAGCCCUGGAAGGGCAUCAAGGGGGGUGAGGAGGACAGGCAGCGCGCAGGCACCGUGACAGGGGUGGCAGUGAACGUGGCCUCCCUGCUGGCAGUGAUGCUGCAGCCCUACAUGCCAGGGGUCAGCCUGGCACUGCAGCAGCAGCUCUGCAUCCCCCCCGACUGCUUCGUGCUGGGGCAGCACUUCACCUGCACCCUGCCCCCCGGGCACCGCGUGGGCACUGUGAGUCCUCUCUUCCAGAAGCUGGAGGAGGAGCAGAUUGAGGCCCUGCGGCAGCGCUUCGCAGGGGGGCAGCCUGAAGAGUGCCCUGAAGGGCCCCAGGCCAAGCCAACCCCCCCAGCCCCGGAGGCUCCUCCAGCCCCAACCCCCUCGGUGGCUCCAGGGGACCCCCAGCUGGCACAGAGGCUGGCAGAGGAGGUGGCCAAGCAGGGCACCCACGUGAGGCAGCUGAAGGCCACCAAGGCAGAGAAGUGCCAGGUGGAGGCAGAGGUGGCCAAGCUGCUGGAGCUGAAGCGGCAGCUGGCACUGGCCGAGGGCAGGAGCCCUGAGCCGCUGCUGCCCAAGGGCAAACGCAAGAAGUAGAACCCCCCCCCCAGUGCCCACCCCCACCCCCACCCCCACCAGAGAGCAGCCUGGGCCAGGCCUGGUGCCAACUGCUGUGUAAUAAACCACAGGACCCCUCCCA
This is a messenger RNA of Pogoniulus pusillus (Red-fronted tinkerbird), 2905 nucleotides long. It is a transcript of the gene MARS1, whose product is annotated as methionyl-tRNA synthetase 1. The transcript is spliced from 22 exons. Gene Ontology annotation, biological process: methionyl-tRNA aminoacylation. The record is from RefSeq and is a predicted model, not a curated record. Gene Ontology annotation, cellular component: aminoacyl-tRNA synthetase multienzyme complex; cytosol. The coding region runs from base 64 to 2802 and encodes 912 amino acids. Gene Ontology annotation, molecular function: ATP binding; methionine-tRNA ligase activity. NCBI's taxonomy places the organism in Eukaryota, Metazoa, Chordata, Aves, Piciformes, Lybiidae.